CCUCAUACUGACGUCGCUCUGUAUCGGCUGUGCAACAAACGGACUAAAACAAUGAACACAUAAUUAUAUUUUAAGGAUGACUGGCACCGCAGGAGGUAAGUUCCAAGUUGGCUGGACUAUAAAAGGAUUCUCCAAUAUAACAACUGGCUUAGUGCUGCACUCUAGGAAUCCUCCCUGCUCCUAUUAUUAUCUCAACUGGAAAUGACAGUGAAAGUAUUGGAAUACUCUUUCCCUUUCCAACAGGAUGCUCUGCAGUUUAAUCUUAGCUGUCUUCCUGGUCUGGGCCACAUCAAGCGCACACACCACUGGUCGGCCCUGCCUGUGUUCAGCUCUCCUUCCUGAGGGUCUGCAGGUCAACUGCAGCUCUUUAGGCCUGGUGGAGCUGCCCACUCUGCCCUCAGACACCACAGAGCUCCAUGUUCAGGACAACCGGCUCACCUCAGUGUCUCCCGGCCAUUUUGACAGACUGGUUGCUCUGAAAAAGGUCUCACUUUCAGGAAACCCCUUCCACUGCGACUGUAGGAUCCAAUACCUGAGGAGCUGGUUGCUGAGGAACAGGGCCGUUGUCUUAAAGGAGCCGAUAUGUGCCGGCCCAGACUCUGUGGUUCAGAAAGCCAUCACUGAACUCAGCGAUGAAUACUUCUCCUCCUGUUUGCUGACAGUCUGUACUGAUAGUACUUAUAACACUGUGAUUGGAGUGAUGCUAUGCUUCCUCAUUCUUCUGCUUUUGUGGAGCUCGAGACUAGCAAAAACGUCCAGCUUCACACUGUACAUUUGUGAGAGACAUUUAGGAUUGGAGGCCGACUCUUUGCGCUCACUGAGGCCUAAACACAGGAGGAGGCUGCACACUGCACCGCUGGAGGUCACUGUGGAUUCUCUCAUUUGUGCGGGGGAACUAGAAAAACCACUCAUCAACAUGGAGUUACUGCCAGUGUUGCACAAGAAGCACACUAUAAAGAUAAAGGCUACCUGAGGGACCUACUAUAAUGGAAUUAUUGAAACACUAGAGGAGAAUAGAGUUGACGGAAGCACAACGACUGUCUUUGUUUGUUGCAAUAAAGUUGUUUUAAUGCUGAACGGCCACAGCCAUUUCAACUGAGACUUUUUCUAGGUAACUGAUUUUUAUUUCUGUAACCUAAAUCUAGUUUACUUAUAAAAGCAGGGAAGGCUACAAAUAAAAACAUGAUGACUUACCCAUUUAAAAAAGUAUCUUUGCAAGUUGAUAACAGAAAUAAGCUCAAAUUAGAGAUAUAAGAGUAAUGAGGACUAUUUUGCCCUCUGAAUGUAUUAUACUUAUCAGUCUAUGCAUGUUAUAUUUGCUUUACAACUGAUCUCACUCCAUGACUCAAUACUGAGCUAGCUGAGUAUGUAUGACAGUGUAUAUCUUGAAAAAAAAAAACACUGCGCUAACUGA
Molecule: messenger RNA, 1414 nt
Organism: Notothenia coriiceps (black rockcod)
Lineage: Eukaryota; Metazoa; Chordata; Actinopteri; Perciformes; Nototheniidae
Gene: gp9
Product: glycoprotein IX platelet
Exons: 2
Coding region: 245-973 (242 amino acids)
Source: RefSeq, a predicted model, not a curated record